GACUUUUAGCAUCUGAAGCGUAGAAGAAGACGCCCAUAGCGCGCCAUGUUCAUUUGCCAAAUGUUUACUUCAAAUUCUAAAUUAAAAAUGCGCUUUGCUUGAUCAUUUACCUUAAUACAUUUGUACAACUGAACUUGUGAUGUUAAAAUGUCAACGCUCGUCUUAGACAAUGGUGCGUACUUCGCUAAAAUCGGGUACAGUCAUGAGAAAGUCAGUGUUAUCCCAAAUUGCCAAUUCCGUUCGAAGACCUCCAGACUGAAAACAUUCACUGCUAAUCAGUUGGAUGAAAUCAAAGAUCCGUCUGGACUCUUCUACAUCCUUCCUUUUCAAAAGGGGUUCCUUGUAAACUGGGAUGUGCAGCGCAAAGUCUGGGAUCAUCUGUUUGGAAAAGAGAUGUUUAAGGUGGACUUUGCAGAUACCAACAUUGUGAUAACAGAACCGUACUUCAACUUCAGCUCAAUUCAGGAAUCCAUGAAUGAGAUUUUAUUUGAAGAAUAUCAGUUCCAGUCAGCACUCAGAAUUAAUGCUGGAUCUUUGAGUGCUCAUCGGUACUUCCAUGAGAAUAACUCCGAGCUGUGUUGCAUUGUGGUGGACAGCGGCUUCUCCUCCACGCACAUUGUUCCCUAUUGCAGAGGAAGAAAGAUGAAGGAGGGCAUUUGCAGGAUAAAUGUAGGAGGAAAGCUGCUCACCAACCAUUUGAAGGAGAUCAUUUCAUACAGGCAGCUGCAUGUGAUGGAUGAGACUUAUGUGAUUAAUCAGGUCAAGGAAGAUGUGUGUUAUGUGUCACAAGAUUUCUGCAAGGACAUGGAGAUUGCACAUGUUAUCCCAAAUUGCCAAUUCCGUUCGAAGACCUCCAGACUGAAAACAUUCACUGCUAAUCAGUUGGAUGAAAUCAAAGAUCCGUCUGGACUCUUCUACAUCCUUCCUUUUCAAAAGGGGUUCCUUGUAAACUGGGAUGUGCAGCGCAAAGUCUGGGAUCAUCUGUUUGGAAAAGAGAUGUUUAAGGUGGACUUUGCAGAUACCAACAUUGUGAUAACAGAACCGUACUUCAACUUCAGCUCAAUUCAGGAAUCCAUGAAUGAGAUUUUAUUUGAAGAAUAUCAGUUCCAGUCAGCACUCAGAAUUAAUGCUGGAUCUUUGAGUGCUCAUCGGUACUUCCAUGAGAAUAACUCCGAGCUGUGUUGCAUUGUGGUGGACAGCGGCUUCUCCUCCACGCACAUUGUUCCCUAUUGCAGAGGAAGAAAGAUGAAGGAGGGCAUUUGCAGGAUAAAUGUAGGAGGAAAGCUGCUCACCAACCAUUUGAAGGAGAUCAUUUCAUACAGGCAGCUGCAUGUGAUGGAUGAGACUUAUGUGAUUAAUCAGGUCAAGGAAGAUGUGUGUUAUGUGUCACAAGAUUUCUGCAAGGACAUGGAGAUUGCACAAGAGGAGAUGAAUUUUACUGGCAAAUAUAAAACUGGGGAUCAGAUUUUGCGGCUCACCAAUGAGAGGUUUGCAGUGCCAGAGAUGCUCUUUCACCCCUCUGACAUUGGCAUUCAGGAGAUGGGCAUACCUGAGGCUUUGGUCAACUCCAUUAACAACAUGCCAGAAGAGAUGCAGCCCCACUUCUACAAGAACAUUGUUCUUACUGGUGGCAACACCUUGUUCCCUGGAUACAGAGAUCGGGUUUACAAAGAAGUCCGGGCACUCGCUCCUGUAGAAUAUGAAGUUUCUGUCGUUCUGCCACAGAAUCCUAUUUGUUACCCAUGGGAAGGAGGAAAGUUAUUGGCCGAAAACCCUGACUUUGAAGAGAUGGCGGUCAUGCGAGAGGAUUAUGAGGAAAAUGGACACUAUGUAUGCGAGGAGAAGUUUGAUGUUUGACCUGCACAUGAAUUGUCUGUCAUUUUGCACAGAAAAUGUGAACCCUGUAUGUGUUGUAUGAAAACUAAGCUGUACAUUGGCAUACUGUACAUUACACUCAAUAUUACUCGUCAACAUACCUUUUGACUUUAAAUGUCAUAAUUUUGUUGUUUCCCCCCUCUUUAUAGAACUCUUCGU
This is a messenger RNA of Sinocyclocheilus anshuiensis, 2034 nucleotides long. Its product is annotated as actin-related protein 6-like. The transcript has 16 exons. NCBI's taxonomy places the organism in Eukaryota, Metazoa, Chordata, Actinopteri, Cypriniformes, Cyprinidae. The record is from RefSeq and is a predicted model, not a curated record. Bases 148 to 1857 code for a protein of 569 amino acids.